Messenger RNA from Meriones unguiculatus (Mongolian gerbil), 5450 nucleotides. It is a transcript of the gene Cngb1, whose product is annotated as cyclic nucleotide gated channel subunit beta 1. The transcript has 33 exons. NCBI's taxonomy places the organism in Eukaryota, Metazoa, Chordata, Mammalia, Rodentia, Muridae. The record is from RefSeq and is a predicted model, not a curated record. Gene Ontology annotation, molecular function: intracellularly cGMP-activated cation channel activity; cGMP binding; intracellularly cAMP-activated cation channel activity. Gene Ontology annotation, biological process: retina homeostasis; monoatomic cation transmembrane transport. Gene Ontology annotation, cellular component: photoreceptor outer segment; intracellular cyclic nucleotide activated cation channel complex; plasma membrane. Bases 1 to 3795 code for a protein of 1264 amino acids.
AUGUUGAGCUGGGUCCAGAAGGUGCUGCCUCAGCCUCCGGGGCCCCCUCAGAAGACUGACGAGGGAGCAGGACCACAGCCAGAACCAGAGCCGGAACCUGAAGCAAAACCAGAACCUGAGCCGGAGCCUGAGCCGGAACCAGAGCCGGAACCUGAAACAGCCCCUGAAGAGGCUGCGCCAGAGGUCCAGAGCCUGCCACCUGAGGAGCCAGUGAAAGGGGACGACGUGGUUGAGACAGGUCCUAGCCUUCAAGAGGCCCAGGAAGCUGACCCUCCUCAGCCCACCUUCCAGACCCAGACUGAUGUUGCCACGGUGAACAGCCCCAGGGCCUGGAUGCUGAGCUGGUUCUGGAAGGGCAUGGAGAAGGUUGUGCCACAGCCCGUCUGUAGCGGCGGCGUGGGAGACCCGGAUCAGGUGCAAGGGCAGGUCGACCCGAGGCAGGGUGGAGCACAGAUCCGGGGGCCCUGUGGCACUGGGAACCCAGGGUCGGCUGAUGGCUCAGAUGAAGCUCCAGACACUGAGCCAAGCCUGUGGCUGCUCAGGUGGCUUGAGCAGAACCUGGAGAAAGUGCUGCCUCAGCCCCCUACACCCUCUCAGGCCUGGAAAGCUGAACCCGAGGCUGUUGUCUUGGACCCAGAUCCUCCAGAACCCCCACUGGAGAUAGAGCCCACCGAGAGCUCCUCCCAGCCUAAUCCUGGAAUCCUGGAACCUGAGGAGGAGCCUGCAGCAGAGCUCCAGCCUAGCUUCCAAGUCUCUUCCCUGCCACCACCUGGGGACCCUGUCAGGCUGAUCGAGUGGCUCCUACACAGGCUGGAGAUGGCCCUGCCACAGCCCGUGUUCCAUGGGAAAGCCACGGAGCAAGAGCCUGGAUGCCCUGAUACGUGUGAUGUGCAGACUAUCAGCAUCCUCCCUGUGGAACAGGUGGAGCAAGAUCUUAUACUGGAGGAGGUGGACCCUUGCUGGGAGGACACCCAGCAGGAAGACAGUGCCAGCCUGCAGGAGACAGAGAUGGUUCUGGUUUAUGAAGAAGAGAGUGAGGCCAUGGUGGAGACGCCCAGGGAGAUGCCGCUGAUUGAAGAGGAGAGAGAAGAGGAGGAGGAAGAGGAGGAGGAAGAAGAGGAGGAAGAGGAGGAGGAGGAGGAAAAGGAGCCUGUGGAAGAACAGCGCUUUGCUGACAAGGAGAAGCAUGCUGAAGAGGAGGAGGAGAAGCAGCAGGAGGAGGAGGAAGAAAAGCAGGAGGAGGAGGAGGAGGAGAAGGAAGAGGAGGAGAAGGAAGAGGAGGAGGAGGAGGAAGAGGAGAAGCAGCAGGAGGAGAAGGAGGACGAGAAGCAGGAGGAAGAAAAGCAGGAGGAAGAGGAGCAGGAGGAGGAGAAGCAGGAGGAGGAGGAGAAGCAGGAGGAGGAGGAGGAGCAGAAGCAGGAGGAGGAGGCCACGAACUCAGCAGUACCAGCCACGAAAGAGCACCCAGAGCUCCAGGUGGAAGACACAGAUGCUGACAGUGGGCCCCUCAUCCCAGAGGAGAAGUUCCCUUCACCGGAGAGACCACCGCCGGCUCCUGGCCAAACCGACACCCUCGCUGUUCCGGGCUCUGCCGCAGCCGCCCAAAGGAAGAAGCUACCUUCUCAGGAUGAUGAAGCUGAAGAGCUCAAGGCCCUGUCACCAGCUGAGUCCCCAGUGGUUGCCUGGUCAGACCCAACCACCCCACAGGAGGCCGACGACCAGGACCGUGCAGCCUCCACAGCCAGCCAGAACAGCGCCAUCAUCAAUGACCGUCUCCAGGAGCUGGUGAAGAUGUUCAAGGAGCGGACAGAGAAGGUCAAGGAGAAGCUCAUUGACCCUGAUGUCACCUCUGAUGAGGAGAGCCCCAAGCCCUCCCCAGCCAAGAAGGCCCCAGAAGCAGCCCCAGCCCCGAAGCCCGUGGAGGCAGAGGCGGCAGAGGAGGAGCACUACUGUGACAUGCUUUGCUGCAAGUUCAAGCGCAGGCCCUGGAAGACGUACCGGUUCCCGCAGAGCAUCGACCCGCUGACCAACCUCAUGUACAUCCUGUGGCUGUUCUUUGUGGUGAUGGCCUGGAACUGGAACUGCUGGCUGAUCCCCGUGCGCUGGGCCUUCCCGUACCAGCAGCCAGACAACAUCCACCUCUGGCUAUUUAUGGACUACCUGUGCGACUUCAUCUACCUCCUGGACAUCACUGUGUUCCAGAUGCGCCUGCAGUUUGUCAAAGGCGGGGACAUCAUUACAGACAAAAAGGAGAUGCGUGACAACUACCUGAAGUCUCGCCGGUUUAAGAUGGACCUGAUCUGCCUGCUGCCCCUGGACUUCCUCUACUUGAAAUUUGGUGUGAACCCCCUCCUUCGCCUGCCCCGCUGCCUGAAGUACAUGGCCUUCUUUGAGUUUAAUAAUCGCCUGGAAGCCAUCCUCAGCAAAGCCUACGUUUACAGGGUCAUCAGGACCACUGCCUACCUGCUGUACAGCUUGCACCUCAACUCCUGUCUUUAUUACUGGGCAUCAGCCUUCCAGGGCAUCGGGUCCACUCACUGGGUUUACGAUGGCGUGGGGAACAGUUACAUCCGAUGCUACUACUGGGCUGUGAAAACCCUCAUCACCAUCGGAGGGCUGCCUGACCCCCAGACACUCUUUGAAAUUGUCUUCCAGCUACUGAACUAUUUCACAGGCGUCUUCGCUUUCUCCGUGAUGAUUGGGCAGAUGAGAGACGUGGUGGGAGCUGCCACAGCGGGGCAGACCUACUACCGAAGCUGCAUGGACAGCACCGUGAAGUACAUGAACUUCUACAGGAUCCCCAGGUCUGUGCAGAACCGCGUCAAGACCUGGUACGAGUACACCUGGCACUCACAAGGCAUGCUGGACGAGUCAGAGCUGAUGGUGCAGCUUCCAGACAAGAUGCGACUGGACCUGGCCAUUGACGUGAACUACAGUAUUGUCAGCAAAGUGGCGCUCUUCCAGGGCUGUGACCGCCAGAUGAUCUUCGACAUGCUCAAGCGCCUUCGCUCCGUCGUCUACCUGCCCAACGACUACGUGUGCAAGAAGGGGGAGAUUGGCCGAGAGAUGUAUAUUAUCCAGGCCGGGCAGGUGCAGGUGCUGGGUGGCCCAGACGGAAAGGCUGUACUGGUGACACUCAAAGCCGGGUCCGUGUUUGGAGAGAUAAGCUUGCUGGCUGUCGGGGGCGGGAACCGGCGCACGGCCAACGUGGUGGCCCACGGAUUCACCAACCUCUUCAUUCUGGACAAGAAGGACUUGAAUGAAAUUUUGGUGCAUUAUCCUGAAUCUCAGAAGUUGCUCCGGAAGAAGGCCAGGCGCAUGCUGAGAAACAACAACAGGCCGAAGGAGGAGAAGAGUGUGCUCAUCCUGCCCCCGAGGGCAGGCACCCCGAAGCUCUUCAAUGCAGCCCUCGCUGCAGCAGGAAAGAUGGGUGCCAAGGGGGCCAAGGGCGGCAAGCUGGCCCACCUGAGAGCCAGGCUCAAGGAACUGGCUGCGCUGGAGGCAGCCGCUCGACAGCAGCAGCUGCUGGAACAGGCCAAGAGCGCUCAGGAAGCCGGGGGAGAGGAGGGCUCCGGAGCCGCAGACCAACCCGCGCCCCAGGAACCUCCAGAGCCCAAGGAGCCCCCAGCCCCGAGCUCUCCCCCGCCAGCCCCGGAGAAGCCUGAGGGAGGCACGGAGGAGGCAGCUGGGCCCUCGGAGCCCUCCGUGAAGAUCCGUGUGAGCCCGGGCCCGGAGCCCGGGGAGCAGACGCUGUCGGUGGAGAUGCUGGCGGAGAAGAAGGAGGAGGCUGAGUGAGGUACAUUCAGCGCCCCAGGAACCCUAUGAUCCCAUCCCCCAGUGGGCGCCCAGCGGUGGAGCUGCCUGCCUCGCCAAGCUUCCUAGCCCACGGGUACCUCCCCACAGGCUUGCUGUGGAAACCCUCAAAUUUCAUCAGAUGUUGGUGGUGGACUUGAACUCCUACCAUCCCUGGAGCACCCUGCCUCCCUCCCACAGCUGCUGUUCUCAAGAAAACUGCCUUGCACUUUUAAGAUUUUUAAAGGAGGGAAUAGAAGAGAGUUCGGCAUCAAGGACAGCUCUACUAAAAAAAUCAAGGAUUGGUGAUAUGGCAAAGUCCCCACCAGUACCCACCUUUUGUUUAAAUGAUAGGGAAGAGCUGAACUGGGGGAGCGCACUUGCAAACCCAGCAUUGGGGAGGCUGAGUCGGGAGGGUCCUGAGUUCAAAGUCAGCCAGGGCUACUUAGUGAGAGUCUGCCUGAAGACACCGAUAGCCAAACAGCUUGGGAGUUCCCAAGCGCCUCUCAGCCAGUGGCUCUCAACCUGGGGGCUGUGAUCCCUUUGGGGUCUAGCGACCCUUUCAUAAGGGUCGCCUAAGACCACCAGAAAUAUCAGAUAUUUACAUUAUAAUUCGUAAUGGCAGCAAAAUUACAGUUACGUAGUAGCAAUGGAAACAAUGGCUGGGGAUCCCGACAAGGUAAGGAAGGCAGCAAGGAAGGUUGAGGACCACUGCUCUGAGCAUCCGCAGAUCCCAGAGCAGCACACACCGUCAUCUAGCCGACGGCAGGGCGGGUGACCCGGCGGCCUAUCCACCGCAGGCCACGGUGACCGGCGUUCUUACCUUACUUUAGUAGGUAAUGAUUUAAAAGCCCUGCAUGCUGCGCCUAGCACCCAUUCUCCCUGACCACUCACAAGCCUAAAGUAGCAGCUAUGAAAACAACCGGUAGUUCUCCGUCAGCAUUUAGAGGGUAUGCUUGUAGCUAGGCACCGUGUGGCACUAGAAGCUGAGGCAGGAGGAUGACAAGUUUGAAGUCAGCCUGGGCUUUAUAACAAUAUCCUAUCUCAAAAAGGGAAAGGGGGCUGGGGAAGGAGCGGUCCAUUGGUGAUGGCAGCAGAGCCCCUUGUUCAGAUGCGCCGACACCUCGGCACUGCUCAUCAGUGAGCAUUCGGAUCGCUUCUAAUCUCACACUAUUAAGAGUAACACCGUGGGCUGGAGAGAUGGCUCAGUGGUUAAGAGCACUGGCUGCUCUUCCAGAGGUCCUGAGUUCAGUUCCCAGCACCCAUACAGUGGCUCACAACCAUGUGUCUGAUGCGCUCUUCUGUCAUGCAAGCACACAUGCAAAUAGAGUGCUCAUAUACGUAAGUAAAUUUUAGAAAAAUCACAGGGCCACUGAGAGGGCUCAGUCCGUAAAGGCCCUGGCCACCCCACCGUGCAAGCCUGACCUAAGUGAAAUCUUUGAAAUCCAUGUGAAGGUGGAAAGAAUUGGCACCAUGAAGUUGUCUACACACACACACACACACACACACACACACACACGAGAGCUCACAAUAAUAAAAUCGUGUACAGAAUGGAGUUUGGCUUGCUCGCUUGCCCUAUUUGAGGCCUUGGUUUUGAUCCUCAAUACCAAAAGAAAGAAUCGCAAAAAACCCUAAUCUCACUGGUACACCUUAUUUUU